AUGCCUUACAAGAUCAACGUUUCCUUGAAGAAGGAUGCCGAUGCUGCGCAGCUUGACCAAGCCAAGAAGCAGGUCUCUGACCAAGGCGGAAAAGUCGUCAACGAGUACAAGUUGGUCAAGGGCUUCACGUACGCAUAUGCUCCAUUCGUGUUGAAACAGAUCCUGACGCUCUACAGUGCUGAAUUCCCAGACGACAAGGUCCACUCUCUGCAGUCCAACGACCAUGUGAAUGUAGAGGCGGACAGCAAGGUCACGACGCAAUAA
Zasmidium cellare ATCC 36951 is the source of this 264-nucleotide messenger RNA. RefSeq lists its product as uncharacterized. The transcript is spliced from 3 exons. The record is from RefSeq and is a predicted model, not a curated record. NCBI's taxonomy places the organism in Eukaryota, Fungi, Ascomycota, Dothideomycetes, Mycosphaerellales, Mycosphaerellaceae. The coding region runs from base 1 to 264 and encodes 87 amino acids.